Saccharomyces mikatae IFO 1815 is the source of this 720-nucleotide messenger RNA. RefSeq names its product Pfs1p (gene PFS1). The record is from RefSeq and is a predicted model, not a curated record. The coding region runs from base 1 to 720 and encodes 239 amino acids. The transcript has a single exon. Lineage: Eukaryota; Fungi; Ascomycota; Saccharomycetes; Saccharomycetales; Saccharomycetaceae.
AUGAAUCAAGAUUACGCACAGCUUUCUAUUCCGGAACUGAAGGAGACAAAAACCUCAAAGCUGAAUAAAAUUAACAACUUUCGAAGCUCUCCGAUUGCUAAAAUAGUUAAUAAGAUACCAACUGACUACGGUAAAAUGCAUAAUACAACAAUUCCUGAGUUUAAUCCAGUGUUGAGAAAACGACAACAUGAACAGUGGCCUGUAUACGAAAGACCAGGACGAGUCCCUGAUAGUAUGUCUCCACAGCUUUCUUCCAUUAAUUAUUUGCCAAGUUUGUAUCCCCAGGGUACACUUCCGGUACCAAACCCUUAUUUAUCAUACUUUAGUCGCCUUGAGAAAGUCAACUAUCAAGACGUCAAAUUCAGUAACUGGAGUAUUUUGCAUAACUCAAAUAAUGGAUUUGACAUUCCAACAUAUUUCAGUCCACGCACAACCCAGAAUAUGCCAUGUUCCGAAAAAGUUGAGAACUGGCUCGAAAGAUUACCAAUUUUUGUGGGGUUUGAUGGCUAUUUAUUUACAAACUGUUUUGAUUAUGAAUACAAGUUAGAUUGGGAAGAAACCGAAUUCACAUUCGAAAAAACAUCCUGUAUGGAGACCGAUUAUUCUAAAGCAUUAACUGAUACUGAAAUUAUAUAUAUUCAAGAGAAAAAAAUAGAAGCUUUAAUAAGAAACCAAUACUUGAAGGAAUAUGAAUUUUCUCAAAAAGAUUUUGAAUUUUGA